Ustilaginoidea virens is the source of this 846-nucleotide messenger RNA. RefSeq lists its product as uncharacterized. Gene Ontology annotation, cellular component: nucleus. Bases 1 to 846 code for a protein of 281 amino acids. The record is from RefSeq and is a predicted model, not a curated record. NCBI's taxonomy places the organism in Eukaryota, Fungi, Ascomycota, Sordariomycetes, Hypocreales, Clavicipitaceae. Gene Ontology annotation, biological process: 7-methylguanosine cap hypermethylation; 7-methylguanosine RNA capping. The transcript is spliced from 3 exons. Gene Ontology annotation, molecular function: RNA cap trimethylguanosine synthase activity.
AUGAGCCGCAGUGGUGAACCGCAAAUCCCCAACGUCUCGACCAGUUAUGCCAUGGAACCAGCAGGCAGGCUGCCUCUCACAGACGAAUGCAAACACUACCAAGGUAGGCAUCAGGUGCCUUGGGAUAUUCAAAAAUACUUUUCCCAAAGAUACUCCCUCUUCUCUUUCUACGACGAAGGCGUGUACUUGACGGAUGACGCCUGGUUCGGCGUGACUCCCGAGCCCGUCGCAAAUCAAAUCGCCCAAGACAUGGCCACCAGCAUAGACCCUUCAAAGGUCACCCUCGUUGACUUGUUCGCCGGGGCGGGAGGAAACACCAUCGCUUUCGCCCUUAGCCAGCGGUGGAAGCGCAUCAUCGCGGUUGAGCGCGACGCGUCCACACUGGCAUGCGCCCAGAGCAACACCGAGUUGUACGAGGUUGAUCCUUCGUUAGUCACCUGGAUUCACGCAGACAGCUUCGAGUACUUGCAGCUCUUGCACGCGCAGCCCGCGAAGCUGCAUCCGCAUCUGAGGAUCGAAACGGAAGAGACGGUCCUCUUUGCGAGCCCUCCUUGGGGAGGGCCCGGGUAUAGCACGGAUCAGGUCUUCGACUUGAGCAACAUGCAACCGUACAACUUGGCGAAGCUCCACUCGUCGUACAAGAACAUGGACCAUGUCUUGUUCUUGCCGCGGACGAGCGACAUUCGGCAAAUCGCGCAACUUGCACCCGAGGACAAAAAGGUCCAUGUCGUGCAGUACUGCAUGAUGGGUGCGAGCAAGGCCAUGGCGGCAUACGUCCCAGGCCGCUGCUCCGAAUCGCCAGAGGUUCGUCACGGAGGAGCAGAAGGUACCAAGAAAAUUAGUUGA